Camellia sinensis is the source of this 616-nucleotide messenger RNA. Its product is annotated as 14 kDa proline-rich protein DC2.15-like. The record is from RefSeq and is a predicted model, not a curated record. NCBI's taxonomy places the organism in Eukaryota, Viridiplantae, Streptophyta, Magnoliopsida, Ericales, Theaceae.
ACGCUUCCCUUCAUAUUUUCUCCACCAUCACAAUUACCCUUUUAGAAAUUGCUAAUUUCUACCAUCAACAGUUUAGAAAGUUUUGUUAUUUUUUUUCUUAAGGGUUUGAGAGAGAUGGGUUCCAAGAGCAAUAAUGCAUCACUUGCUUUGUUUAUUUUGCUCAACCUUCUCUUCUUUGCCUUUCCAAGUGCACAUGGUGCUCCACCUCCACCUCCACCUCCACCUCCGACUCCGACUCCGACUCUGACUCCGAGCCCUUCCACAGGCAACUGCCCCAUAGAUGCCCUCAAACUAGGCGUAUGUGCCAAUUUGCUCGGUGGAUUGGUUAAUGUUACAAUUGGUGCACCUCCGGUAACACCAUGCUGCAGUCUCAUUCAAGGCCUUGCUGACCUUGAGGCUGCUGCUUGCCUUUGCAUUGCGAUUAAGGCAGACAUUUUGGUCCUCAACCUCAACAUCCCUCUUGCAUUGAGCUCGGUUCUUCAAAAUUGUGGCAAAACUAGUCCUACUGGCUUCCAAUGCCCCUAAACAACUUCUGUUUCCUAGCCCUCUGUGUGGCUUUUGCUCAUUUCAUGAGUCAUAUAAUAAGAGUGUUUGGUGCAAGUGCAUUUCAUGGUAA